Messenger RNA from Racocetra fulgida, 447 nucleotides. Lineage: Eukaryota; Fungi; Glomeromycota; Glomeromycetes; Diversisporales; Gigasporaceae. The record is from the annotation of a GenBank genome assembly.
UAUAAUUAUAAUAGCUCCUUGUCUCUUUGUAAGCCAGCAUAUUUAAAAUUAUGUGGAAUUAAUGAUUACUUACUUUCUACUUUACAAAAUCAUUUACAAUCAAAUGGAUUAACUGAACGUGUUCAUGGAAAUACUGGACGUCCAUCUAAAACUGAAUCAAGAGUUUUUUUAGAUUUUAAUAUAACAUUUCCAAUUAAACAAUUUUUAGUACAAUAUGGAGCAAUUCAUGGAUUUCCUUCUCCAUUACGACAUCAAGAUGAUUCAGGUGUUUUUAUUUAUCUUCCAACUGGACAAACUUAUGUAUCAGUUUAUAAUGAAUAUAAAAAAAGUUUUUAUCUUACUCAUGAUCAAUCAGAAAAAGUAGUUUCUUAUUUUACUUUUAGAAGAUUAUGGCAUGAGAUGAUUCCUAACCUUCGAUUUCAACCACAUGCAAGUGAUCUUUGUGAA